Messenger RNA from Harpegnathos saltator (Jerdon's jumping ant), 1917 nucleotides. RefSeq names its product required for meiotic nuclear division 5 protein souji (gene Sou). Gene Ontology annotation, cellular component: cytoplasm; GID complex; nucleus. NCBI's taxonomy places the organism in Eukaryota, Metazoa, Arthropoda, Insecta, Hymenoptera, Formicidae. Gene Ontology annotation, molecular function: ubiquitin protein ligase activity; protein binding. The coding region runs from base 163 to 1359 and encodes 398 amino acids. The transcript has 7 exons. The record is from RefSeq and is a predicted model, not a curated record. Gene Ontology annotation, biological process: proteasome-mediated ubiquitin-dependent protein catabolic process.
AUCCUACAGGUUAUGAGCCUGCUGCUUUUCUGUUCUCGCUAGUAAAGGCAACGUUAUUUCCAAUUCUCCUUCUGACAUCGCGCCAUUGCUACGUGUUUUUGCAUCAGCUGUAAGUUCAUACUCUUCUCUAUACGCAAACGUCAAUCGUGAGAAGCAAUAAUAAUGGAGGCAUGUAAUGCUGUUGAGCGCGAAGUGGAUAAGGUUCUGUUGAAAUUCGGUGCUAUUAACGAACAUGCAGAAACAGUGUUACACGAUCUGAUAAGUCACAUCGAAUCCCUUAAAAGAGAUUUAGAAGCAGCACCAUCCGGAAAUGAAGUGACACCCGAUCAAGUACAGGUAUUAAAACAAGCAAUGACAAAAGUACGUGAUACUGUGAUAAAGUUGGCAACAGAUCAUCGCGACUUGCAUAGUACAGUCUCCAAAGUGGGUAAGGCUAUAGACAGAAAUUUCAUUGCUGACUUUGCCAGUACUAGCAGAGAAGAUGUAUUCUGUGGGCCGGAGAAGUCUCAUCUUCUAAAUCAAGUAAUCUGUCAACACUUUUAUCGCCAAGGAAUGUUAGAUAUUGCUGAUGAAUUAGCAGCAGAGGCUGGAAUUAAAACCGAUGAAGGUAGAAAAGAGCCAUUCACAGAAUUAAAUUUUAUAUUAGACUGUUUAAAACAGAGAAAUCUUGAACCAGCGCUAGAAUGGGCUAAGAAACACAGAGAAGCACUAAUGGCACAGAAUUCUUCUCUUGAGUUCAAACUGCACCGAUUACAGUUUAUAAGACUAGUUCAACAAGGCCCCUGUAAACAGACAGAGGCUAUAUUGUAUGCUCGUCAAAAUCUCACACGAUUCGUUGGACGUCACGAGAAGGAAGUACAAUCUUUGAUGGGCACUUUACUUUAUUUACCACAUGGAAUCCAAUCAUCUCCUUACAGUCACUUGUUGAAUCCAACUUUAUGGCUCGAGAUACACGACGUUUUCACCAGGGAAGCAUGCAUGUUAUUAGGCUUAAGCGUUGACAGUCCACUCUCUGUUUGUAUCAACGCAGGAUGUACCGCAUUACCCGCGUUGUUAAAUAUCAAACAAGUCAUGCAGCAAAGACAAGUAACCGGCAUUUGGAAUGGUAAAGACGAGUUACCUAUCGAAAUAGACUUGGGUAAGCAAGGCCGCUAUCAUUCUGUUUUCGCCUGUCCUAUUCUUAGACAGCAGAGUACAGAAAGCAAUCCACCGAUGAAGCUAGUUUGCGGGCACGUUAUAUCACGUGACGCAUUAAAUAAACUCACCAACGCGAAUAAAAAUCAAUUUGUUUCAAGGUUGAAAUGUCCCUACUGCCCAGUGGAACAGAAUCCUGAAGACGCGAGACUUAUUUAUUUUUAGGCUGUGAUAUAUAUUAUAUACAUGUGUAAAAAGCUAGUUUUGCAGUUUCUUUGUAUAAUGGAUUAUAUAUUAAAAGAGGAACAACAAUACAUAACACAACAGGUAAUAAUCGACAGAUCGUAACAGAGCUCCAUACUCUACACUCAUCGUCAAUAAUUGUAUCGUUCUAAUGGGCGCUUUUGUUUGUUACAAUAUUGAAAUUGAUUCCAUCUUUUCCACAAGAUGCAGACGUAAGACCGUUAACUAGUAUUAGCUUCACAGUCAUUUUAAGAUCAGUUCUUUGAUAUCGGGACAUAGAUAAGAAGAAAAAAAAAGGAGGAACUGUGAUAGCUUUAAUAUUUGUGAGGUAGAUGUAAUUGUGCAAUUGUAUCGUAGGUAGACAAUUUAUAUUAUCCUAGAUUAAGAGGAGAUUUCAGCUAUCCAUGCGAUUGACAAGUUAAGAGCCAUAAAUGUAUGUCUAAGACGCCUAACAAAUUUGUUAUGAGAUUCUUUCCGUAUAAUUGUUCAUUUUUCAUUUCAAUUGUACCAGCUUGGUAAAUGAAAAUCAUUUUAUAAAUA